Prosopis cineraria is the source of this 834-nucleotide messenger RNA. RefSeq names its product outer envelope pore protein 16-3, chloroplastic/mitochondrial. The record is from RefSeq and is a predicted model, not a curated record. Lineage: Eukaryota; Viridiplantae; Streptophyta; Magnoliopsida; Fabales; Fabaceae. Gene Ontology annotation, cellular component: TIM22 mitochondrial import inner membrane insertion complex. Bases 185 to 664 code for a protein of 159 amino acids. Gene Ontology annotation, molecular function: transmembrane protein transporter activity. The transcript has 3 exons. Gene Ontology annotation, biological process: protein insertion into mitochondrial inner membrane.
AUCUGGACACGUGAGUAACACGUGACGUUACCAGAUGACAGGCCAAGGCCCCGCAGGGCAACAGGAGCAAAAAAACCGCAAAGCAUCUUCGCUCAUCGCCUUCCAUUGAGCUCUGACCUUCUCUCUACUCACUGGUUGUCGUCCUUUUUCUCCAUUUCUUUUUCACUGUUGUGCAGAGCAAGUCAUGGACCCUUCUGAGCUUAGGUACUUGGAGGACGAGGAUACACCAACAAUGAAAACUAUCAAGGGUGCAACAACUGGCUUGGUUGCUGGCACUAUCUGGGGGACCAUAGUUGCGACCUGGUAUGAUGUUCCCCGUGUUGAGAGAAAUGUUGCUCUUCCUGGUCUUUUAAGAACUUUAAAAAUGAUGGGAAACUAUGGGAUGACUUUUGCUGCAAUUGGAGGAGUCUACAUUGGCGUGGAGCAAUUAGUGCAGAAGUAUAGGAUGAAGAGAGACUUUGUGAAUGGUGCCGUUGGUGGUUUCGUGGCUGGCGCAACUAUUCUGGGUUACAAAGGAAGGAGCAUUUCUACUGCAAUUUCAGCUGGAACAGCAUUAGCAGUCACUUCUUCAAUUAUUGAUAUUGGUGGUCAAACAACAAGAGUCGACAACGGGAAGGAGUACUAUCCUUACACGACCAAGAAAAGAUCUAGCGUUGAUUCAUAAAUACUUCCUCAUCUUGGCACGAGAAUUUUUAUUGCUCUUUGUUCAACCAAAUGUUUGUUUGUGACUGGAAAUUCUUACUUGGCUGUCUUUUCCUAUGUUGCUGCUGUAUUUGAUAUUUUCAAUAAUUUGCUGUCAAUUAUCAACCUAAAUUACCAAAAUGUUGAUGCUCA